UGACAGUAUUCAUUUAGCGUCACCUUCCGUCACCUGCUGAGCAAAGACUUAACUGAACCUUGAGUUAAUGGCUUGGCCAUGUCUUUCUGCGACGACACACUCCUGUGUAACUUCCCAAAGUGUCGGUCCAAGCUGAGCGGCUUCGCCUGGGUCACCGCUUGCUCACACGUCUUCUGCGAUCAGCACGGGUCCGAUGCGUUCAGCCGCUCCCCGGCCAUCUGCCCGGCCUGCUCCUCUGCACUCUCCGGGAAGCUGGACAUCGUGAGGACGGAGCUGUCUCCCUCUGAGCAGUACAAAGCCAUGGUGCUGGCCGGUCUGCCACCAGACGUAGUUCUGGACAUCAGCGCACGUGCUCUGGCCUUCUGGAGCUAUCAGGUCCAUCAGGAACAUAUGUAUCAGGAGUACAGUCUGUCACGGGCUGAGGCCCAGCUGAAGCAGAUGGAGAAGGUGUUGACUCAGCAGAACCAGAGCAGAGAGCUGGAGCUCACCGGCAUGAGGGGGGAAAUCGACUCCCUGAAGAAAGUGAUGGAGGAAUAUAAAAGGAAGUACAGCGAUGUGUCCGAGAGGCUGAUGGAGAGGAACAGGCAGUACCAGAAACUACAGGGGCUGUACGACUCUCUGAGGCUGCGCAACAUGGUGGUGGAUGUGGGGGAAAGAGACACGCUGCUACAACCAGGACACCACGACUUUCACACAGGGGUGGCUCGGCCGGCGACUCCCCAGAGAAGCCCUCAGUUCCUCUCGGUGGGCCACGAUGGGGACAGCCGGUUCUUCUCCUGCCUGGAGGCCGACGGAGCCAAGACCUUCUUCCAGUUCAGCUCCCCUAGCAGGGAGAGAGGCCGGCCCUUCAUGAAGAAGCACUGAGACAGCAACAGAUUUCAUCACGGCCGGAGCGUAGUCACCGAACUACGUUUAUUUACAAAGUGUUCAAAUGUUUAGGUAUUCAUUUAGCUGGCAGUGUUUGCCCCGAGUUCAUUUUUGUCGUAUUUAUUGUAAUCUUGAACUAAACUAGGCAUGAAAUCUUAAUGUUCAACUUUAAGUCCAGGUCUCUACCGAACAUUUGUGUAAAGAAGUACUUGACAAGACAAUAUGAACUGUUUACAAAGUGCACUGCCUUACAGUCUUCUCUAUUCAUGUAGAUUGUGAAAAUAGGAGAUUAAAAACGUA
Anarrhichthys ocellatus (wolf-eel) is the source of this 1167-nucleotide messenger RNA. It is a transcript of the gene ccnb1ip1, whose product is annotated as cyclin B1 interacting protein 1. Lineage: Eukaryota; Metazoa; Chordata; Actinopteri; Perciformes; Anarhichadidae. Bases 79 to 864 code for a protein of 261 amino acids. The record is from RefSeq and is a predicted model, not a curated record. Gene Ontology annotation, molecular function: ubiquitin protein ligase activity. The transcript has 5 exons. Gene Ontology annotation, biological process: reciprocal meiotic recombination. Gene Ontology annotation, cellular component: synaptonemal complex.